CCUACCUACGGGUCUCACGAGCAACCUGUUUAUAAGAACAACUUCCAGAAUCGAUUGAUUCCUUCCUACGCUUGCAACAAACCUUCAUUACCACAUACCACCAUUGCAUUUCCAGUAUGGCUACGUCGGACCACGAACUUAUUCGCAAUACUCUUGCACGCUACGCUAUAGGUGUAGAUUUCGAAAACUGGGACACCUUCUCAAAAGCUUUUCUAGACGAUGCCAAAAUCACUUUUCAAGCACCUAUCGGUACCCUGAGCGGAAUAUCAGCAAUCAAAUCGACAGUCCAAGCCAUGGUUGGGCCGUUCCAAACACACCACGGUAUAACCACGCAACUCAUCGAGAUUACGGGCGAGACGACGGCGGAAGCCACAAGCUAUGUUACCACUGUUCUUUCAGGUACAGGAAAGGACGAAGGCAAGAGUGCAACAAUUUCGGGUUAUUAUCAGGACAAGCUUGUCAAGGUCGUUGUCGAUGGUGAAGAGGAUUGGAAGAUUUUGGAGCGUAAGGCAUUCAACAGAGGAACACCUACAGGGGAUCUAUCCUUGAGCCCUUGAUGGCUUGAGAGCCGCCUAUGAUGCAUUUCAUCCCCUUAUAGUCUAGCUAGGCUCUUUGCUCAACCUUUAAAGGCACCACAUAACAGGACGAUUCAUUAGUAAAUCUUUUUUAAUCACUCCGAAAUCGCUUGUAGUAUGAAAUCUUUCAUUCUAACACCUUCUGAAUUGACG
Molecule: messenger RNA, 728 nt
Organism: Colletotrichum destructivum
Lineage: Eukaryota; Fungi; Ascomycota; Sordariomycetes; Glomerellales; Glomerellaceae
Product: Putative NTF2-like domain superfamily, SnoaL-like domain-containing protein
Exons: 1
Coding region: 117-557 (146 amino acids)
Source: RefSeq, a predicted model, not a curated record